UUUGGUCGGACCGGAAGUGGCUCUGUAAGCUGAGGCCUCGCACUUCCAAUGGCGACUGAAAACUGGCUGAACGGAAAGCGGGAGCGAUCACGAAGGAGCCCUGAACCGUGCAGUCGGAAUUAAACACAUUUAUCAGCGGGUAUCGAGACAUUAACACAAGAUUCAGGAGAAGAACUAAGUUACGGCUGACAGAAUGGACAAAAGAGCGAAUAUUUCGCCCCUUGAAUCGGAGCUUUAUUAUCUCAUUUCUCGUUUUUUAACAACCGGUCCGUGUCAGAGAGCUGCUGAGGUUCUCGUGAGUGAACUGGAGGAACAUCAGCUCCUUCCUCGUAGAGUGGAUUGGGAAGGAAAUGAACACCCCAGAUCAUAUGGAGACUUGAUUGCUGCCAACAAGCAUAUUGCACCAGACCACUUGCUGCAGAUAUGUAAGCAGAUUGGUCCGGUCCUUGACAAGCAGGUGCCGUCUGGUUUGCCUGGAGUGCAUUCUCUGCUGGGUACAGGGAGGCACUCCGUACUUCGGACAGCUAAAGAUUGUGGCCGUAGCCGAUGGAAAAGCUCGACUUUUGCUGCACUUCAUCGAGGAAGACCACCAGAGAGGCCUUUAAGCUGCAGGGAUGCACCAAAUCUGGUGGAGGUGUGCAGAGGCAGGGAGUUGACAGGCACUCAGCGUUUCAGCUUUGUCCAUCCUGUCAGUGUAUAUCAGAACAUCAAAUUGCACAGGAGGAUUCUGGGACAUCUCUCAGCUGUUUACUGCAUCGCCUUCGACCGAACAGGAUCCAGGAUUUUCACGGGUUCAGAUGAUGCCUUGGUAAAAAUUUGGUCCUCCUUUGAUGGGAGGCUCCACUCCACUCUGCGAGGACACCAUGCUGAGAUCUCAGACCUCGCUGUCAACUAUGAGAAUACACUCAUUGCAGCAGGGAGCUGCGAUAAAACCAUCCGAGUCUGGUGCCUUCGUACCUGUGCCCCAGUGGCAGUGCUGCAGGGUCACAGUGGAUCUAUUACCUCUUUACAGUUUUCUCCAUUUGCCAAGGGCUCCAAAAGGUACAUGGUUUCUACAGGAACUGAUGCCACUGUCUGCUUCUGGCAGUGGGAUGUAAUGAACACCACUUUCAGUGACCGUACAGUGAAGUUUACAGAAAGGCCGAGACCCGGUGUUCAGAUGGUGUGUUCCUCAUUCAGCCCAGGAGGCAUGUUCCUAGCCACAGGGAGCACUGAUGAUGUAAUCAGGAUUUACUACAUGGGCAGCGGGAAUCCGGAAAAAAAAGCAGAGCUUAACUCACACACAGACAAAGUUGACAGCAUCCAAUUCUGUCAUACAGGAGAGCGGUUUGUAAGCGGCAGCCGUGACGGCACUGCUCGCAUCUGGAAGCUGCAUCAGAGACAUCAGUGGAGAAGCAUUUUGCUGGAGAUGUCUGCCACUUUACCAGGAACUGUGCCUGCAGAAGAAGAGAGCUUCUUCAAACCCAAGGUUACCAUGGUGUCGUGGGAUCGUCAUGACAACACCGUUAUCACAGCGGUCAACAAUCAUCUCCUUAAAGUGUGGAACUCCUACACAGGGCAGCUGUUACACGUGUUAAAGGGUCAUGAGGCAGAGGUGUUUGUGCUGGAGCCACAUCCAUAUGAUCCCCGUGUCAUGCUGUCUGCAGGUCACGAUGGCAACAUUUUCAUAUGGGACCUCAUCCGGGGCACAAAGACUCAUCACUACUUUAACAUGAUUGAAGGGCAGGGGCAUGGUGCUGUUUUUGACUGCAAGUUCACCCCUGAUGGUCAUCGCUUUGCCUGUACAGACUCUCAUGGUCACCUGGUCAUUUUUGGAUUUGGGAGCUCCAAGCCUUAUGAAAAGCUUCCAGAUCAGGUGUUUUUCCACACUGAUUACCGUCCAUUGAUCCGGGACUCCAACGGCUUCGUGUUAGACGAGCAAACACAACAGGCCCCUCACCUUAUGCCCCCACCCUUCCUGGUGGAUGUUGACGGGAAUCCUCAUCCUCCCAAAUAUCAGAGACUUGUGCCAGGGAGGGAGAACUUUACAGAUGAGCACCUUGUUCCUCAGCUUGGUUACGUUGCUACAAGUGAUGGUGAGGUGGUUGAGCAGGUGAUCAGCCAACAGCCUGCUGAGAGUGAGGAUCCUCAGGCACGCCGGAGUGUCUUGGAUGACGCCAUCCGCCUGCUCCGGGAUCAACAGGACCAGCAGGCUGCAAGGCAGCAGGGAACCCCCAGAAGAGUGUCUUUGGGUGAGAGGAUGGAGGUACAGUCUCCACCUAACGUGGGGCUUCGGCGCAGUGGGCAAGUGGAGGGAGUGCGUCAGAUGCAUCAAAACGCACCACGUAGUCAGAUGGCAACGGAAAGGGACUUGCAGGCAUGGCGGCGCAGGGUGGUGGUGCCUGAACUCACCUCCAGUGCAUAUAGGGAUCAGGAGUCCUACAGAAUCUCUAAGGGUGAUGAGGAGAUUGUCCUCUACAACUCCAAGAAACACAGAAUUGCUCAAAACUCCUUUAGGGACGACUCGGACGAUGAGGCGGUGUGCACUAAGCGUGCACAGCCACGCAAGCGGCAUCGCAAUGUGGGCAGCACGAACAGCUACGCAGAGAGUCUGAUCGAGUUUUCUUGUGAGGAGGGAGAGGAGACCGCUUCCUCUGAGGAGCAUGAACUUGAAGCUAGUGAUGUAGAUUCGUCAAAUGAAGAGGAAGAGGAGGAGUGGAAAAGUGACAGCUCAAGUCAUUCUUCCAGUGAGUAUUCUGAUUGGACAGCUGAUGCUGGCAUCACCAUGCAGGGGGUCAUGUCCUCCCGAAGACGUGCUCGUAGACAGAUUAGCAGUUCCGAGGAAGAGGAGGAGGAAGACAACAGCGCAGAGGAUGAGCAAACUGAACAAACACAGGAUGAGGAUGUGCCGUCCUCAUCUCCUCAGAAACCGAAGAGAAAAGCAAAAAGCAAAGCACCAAAGUGUCCAAAACCCAGGCCGACCCUAAACAGAGAGGUGUCCAACGAGUUUCGUCCCUCUGCCUGGAUUACUGAUGUCAUUCCUCGAAAGUCUCCUUUUGUUCCACAAAUGGGAGAUGAGGUCAUCUACUUCCGUCAGGGUCAUGAGGCCUAUGUUGAUGCAGUGUGCAGGAAUAAUUUGUACCCCAUAAACCUGGACAAACUUCCAUAUAAGAAGAUGGGUCUGAGAGACCAAGAGUUUGUUAAAAUAACCGGUAUCAAGUACGAGGUGUGUCCUCCGACACUGUGUUGCUUGAAACUGACGCAGAUUGACACUGGAACAGGCAAAAUAACAAACAAGUCUUUUUCUGUGAAGUAUCACGAUAUGCCUGAUGUUAUUGACUUCCUUGUUCUCCGCCAGAACUACGACGAAGCACGUAGCAGGAUCUGGAGGCCAAAUGAUUCUUUCCGGUCAGUAAUUGAUGAUGCUUGGUGGUUUGGGACCAUAGUCUGUCAGGAGCCGUAUCAGCCUGAGUAUCCUGACAGCCAUUUCCAAUGCUUCAAAGUCAAAUGGGACAAUGGUGAAAUUGAAAAGAUUAGCCCAUGGGACAUGGAGAAUAUUCCAGAGAAUGCUCAGCUUCCGGAGGCGGUGGGUGAUAGUGUACCAGUCACAGAUGAGGAAAGAGCUGACAUCCUGUAUAAACCACAAGAGGACGAGUGGGGAGGGAGGAGUCGAGAAGAUGAGUGUGCACGGAUCGUUGCUGGCAUAGACCAGCUCAUCACUAUAGAUAUUGCUGCACCCUUCUCUGGCCCAGUGGACCUCACUCAAUAUCCCACUUACUGUACUGUAAUCGCUUACCCCACUGACCUCGGCUCCAUCCGAAUGAGGCUGAAAACCAACUUCUACAGGAGACUAUCUGCACUAGUUUGGGACACGAGGUACAUUUAUUUGAAUGCAAGGACCUUCAAUGAACCACGUAGCAAAAUUGCACAAUCAGCAAAACUUAUAACGGAUGUCCUCUUAAAGUUCACCAGCAAGCCCCAUUGUACAGAUAUCAUGGAGAUUUACAAUGCAGUUGAAAACAUGGAGUACACUGAGGAUGAGGAUAUGGAGGAUGUUGAUGCACCAGGAACAUCUACUGGUCGAAGGGCACAUCAGAAGAUGGAGCCGGUACAGGACAGGGACGCAUGGAAGGAUGCAUGCAAACAGCUGCUGGAUUAUAUGUUUGAGUGCGAGGACUCUGAGCCUUUUCGACAGCCUGUAGAUCAGAACGAGUAUCAGGAUUAUUCAGAGAUCAUCUACACUCCCAUGGAUUUGGAGACUGUACGACGGACGCUUGAAGAAGAUCGCUAUGAAAACCCCACUGAACUAUGCAAAGACACCAGGCUUAUUUUUGCUAAUGCUAAAGUCUACACACCAAACAAACGCUCAAAGAUUUACAGCAUGACUCUGCGACUGUCUGCGUUCUUUGAGGAACGCAUUCGGAAAAUCAUCUCUGACUACAAGACUGCAGUCAAAAGCAGUUUAAAGCUGAGACGCAGUCAGAGGUUUAAAAAGAGAACCCUGCAGCAGGAACCCCUUUGUCUUCCUCCCAGGGUUGAAUCCACAAGUCAGAAGAGGGCUGCUGUUAAAACUCAGGAACAUUUGGAAGCACCUACAACCAAAUCUACCUCGGUUAAAGCUUCUACAGCGGAGCGCCAUCGCAGUAAGAAGAGAAGGAGGCUCAGUUCUACGUACACGUCGAUGGAGGACUCCAAUAAGAGUGCAUCAUCUCUGUCAGAAUCUGACAGUGACAGUGAAGUCUCAUUGAACAAAUCUAAGGAAGAAGAUUUCCCUUCGUCUUCUCAGCCAUUCAGACGUGAAACGAGAGCGACACGGAGAGCCCUGCAGAACAGAGAGGCAAAAAGGAAGAACGUCACUGAAAAUGGAAGUGAGAUUGACUGCUCAACUGGGGAUGAUGAUGAUGAUGACGACGACGAUGAAUAUUCUGGGAAGUCCAGUUUGAUAAAACGGUCGCAGUCGAGCAGAACCAAAAGCAGGAACGGCCGACACACUCGGAGCUCUGAGAAGAGAAAGCCAGAAGGUAGCGGUCAGGGGAACAGGUUUAGCUGCAGAUCGUCUCGUGCAGAGCGCAGAAGAGUUCAGCAGAGCAGUGGCUCUGACCCAGAAUGUUCUGAUGAGGAGGAGGAGGAGGAGGAUAUGGAAAAUGAAAAAGAGACCGACCAGAGUCGCAAGCCAAGGAAAACCGCUGUGGCUGCAGUCAGUAAGAUGAAGCUUAUGGAUGCAUCCGAGGAAGAGGACACUUCAGAGCAUAAAGCACGUUCCAGGACCAGCAAACGUGCUGCAGUUAUCCAGAGCAGCUCAGAAUCUGAGGAACAUGACCAGCAGGAGUCAAAUGAAAGUGAGGAUUGUGCCAGUGAGGAGGAGAAAAGUGAGGCCAGUGCUGACAGUGACUUCUCGGUUUCACAACAGAACGGCGAUAAUAAAAGAGUUAACCGUAGAUCAUCUCUGAGGAGAGUCGUGACAGAAGAUGAUUCUUCUCAUAUUAAUGGACACAGAAAGCACAGCCAAGACGAGAGUGAGGACAACAGCACUGAGGGAGAAAGUGAAAAUGAAAGCGUAGAUGAGGAGGAAGAUUCCAUCAGCAGGAGAAAGCUCAUCAGGAAAACGGCAAGAGUGGCGGUGUGUAAGAUCAAGCAGAUUAAUGAUAGUGAUGAGGAGGAUGAGAAUCACUGUAGAACCAGACGGCAGAGAAAUCAUCUGAGCAACACGAAUACUUCAAACAUGUCUGAUGAGGAAAUGGAGGCUCCAAUGGCUGAAGAGCACCCUCAUCAAAAUGGAAGAAAAUUAGACACACAGGACCUUAAAUACUCUGAGAAGAUGAAUAAAAUUACAUCAAAAAGCCAACAACUAGUAUCUGCCUCAAAAGCUCGUUCAGCUCCUGGAGCCAUAGCAUUAAAGACAGAUGUCAAGGAAUCCAGUGCAUCAAGGAGAAAAAUCAGGUCUGAAAAUGAAGGAAUAAAUGAGCUUGAAAGCAUUAGUGGAGGAGAAGAAAUCAAGAACAAAAAACGCUCACAGACAAGAAAGAACAAAUCCAGAAGAUCAGCCAAGUCUCAGAGUUUGGACGGCGACUCCAACAUUUCUGACUCUGAGGGUGAAACAUCUUCACAUCCGAGAAGCAGGAAAAAAGAGUCAGAUUCUUCUGAAGAGUGGCAUCAAAGUGAUGAAUCAGAAAAGGAUAAGAUGUCGUUUUCCAGAAGACCUACUCUCAGAGCCCUCCCCAAGAAGAAAUACAUCACAGACUCAGAGGAAGACCUGGAUUCUGAGGCAGAACGGCCGUCAAGGAACGGAAAGAGAAGCUGUGACUCGGCGAAAGACAGCGACAACCGGCGGCCAAAGCCAUCAGGAGCAUCGAAAAGGAAACAUAUCAGCACUUCAGAAUCUGAAGACAAAAUAGAAAAUGGUAACUUCAGUGAUGAAAGCGUCAGUGGCAAACCGUCAGGGAGGAAAGGGAAGCGGUUCAAGAAACUUUCAGAAUCCGAGAGCGAUUCUGGAAGCAGGGAGAAAGCGGCGAAUGGUCCUUCAAAAAGGCACCAAUCUGAGGAUGAACUCUCUGGAGGUGCUGGUCAGCAAGGAAGAAGGCAAUCUGGUAAACGGAAGCAAAGCAAGAGCUACAGCAGUGAUGACAGCUCAGACUCUGGGAGUCAGGAGGAGUCCAGCAAUGAGUCGCAGUUCUCCAGCUCAGGAUCACAAAGCAGUCCAAAAGGUUACGCCAUGGGGAGACUGAGGGAUCGGAAACGAGGAACCGCACGUCACAAACCAUCUGUUUCUGAUAUGGACAGUGACCAUUCCUAUGGAAAGCCUCAGAGAGCCACACGCAUCCGCACCCGGAACCUCGGCAAACGGACUGUAAACUACAGAGACAGCGAGUGAGAUGGUUGGCUGCGUAAGAGACACUAACUGGAGAACUUGAAGACAUUUGAUUGUCCCAAAAAAAGUAGCAGCACUGGAGUCCUCUACAUACUGUGAAUCAACUUCAGGGAUAUUUAUAUUUUCUGUUUGUGGGGGGAAAAGGGGGGAAAUAUAUGUAUAGAGCUGAAAUGUGAGCUACUGGUCUGGCUGCCCUUUUCUCUUUGUGAUUUGGCCACCAAGAAUAAUUAGAGGUGCAUUGUCUGUCUGGGUGCUAUCUUAAUAUACCUCCUGCUUAAUUGAGCAUAUUUUUGCUGGCUUGCACUAAAUGGCACACUGUACUGAGGAAUCUCAUACACUAGCUCUGUUAGAAACUCAGGGGUCAGCUACAUUUACCGUUUUCAGACUUGUAGGGUUUUUCUUUUCUUUUCCGCUUUUUUUUUUUUUUUUAUUUUUUUAUUUGUGAUAACCUUUCUUCCAUCAUUUGACACUUGCUUCUUUUUUUUUAAAGCCACAUGAAUCUUAUAUUGUAUUUGUCAAAGGAAUGAUUGAGCCAAUAUGUACAAAGUUUCCUUUUCCCAUUGCAGACUUUUUUUCAUCUGCAUCUUUCCAGAGUUUUUGGAGAAUUGGUUUGUAGCAAAGCUUUGCAUAUUUAAAAUUGUCAAGCAUUAUUUUGUAUUAAAUUUAAAUGCAUUGUCUUGCCAUAUAGUUAUAAAUUUGGUACAUGUUUUCAAAGUACAGGAAAUCAGUACUUGCUGCGAAACACAGUGAUUUCUCAUAUUGGGAAGAUGUUUGUCACCUGUUAUAUACUUUUCAGUAUUAAUUCAUUUUUCUGACUUAACUUAUGAACGGUAAAUAACUUUUGUACCCACUGCAUUUGAAAUGAAUAGUGUUGGAGAUGACGUACACCUGAGCUGACAUUAUUUCUUAAUGUCUUUUGCAAAAAAGCCAACUCUUUAGUUCAAGUUUUGCAGAUGUUAAGUCUAAUGGAACAUGGAUAGUGUGAGAGGUAAAUGCAUUUGAUGAAUAAAAUAGCCUACUGUUUAACGGCGAAA
This is a messenger RNA of Tachysurus vachellii, 7881 nucleotides long. RefSeq names its product bromodomain and WD repeat domain containing 1 (gene brwd1). The record is from RefSeq and is a predicted model, not a curated record. Gene Ontology annotation, molecular function: protein binding. The coding region runs from base 194 to 6850 and encodes 2218 amino acids. Gene Ontology annotation, cellular component: nucleus. Lineage: Eukaryota; Metazoa; Chordata; Actinopteri; Siluriformes; Bagridae. Gene Ontology annotation, biological process: regulation of transcription by RNA polymerase II; cytoskeleton organization; regulation of cell shape. The transcript has 43 exons.